Molecule: messenger RNA, 1144 nt
Organism: Zea mays
Lineage: Eukaryota; Viridiplantae; Streptophyta; Magnoliopsida; Poales; Poaceae
Exons: 1
Coding region: 121-858 (245 amino acids)
Source: RefSeq, marked validated
CCGCCCGCGGUCACCCUCGCGCUCUCCCGUCACGCCGGAUCGGACGGACCCCGGCCCCCUCCUUCCCAACUCCAACGUUGGCAAGAGAGGAGGGCGUUCCUAACCACCAUAACCUGCAGCAUGGCCCGCCUGCCCACCAGCAGCGGCAUGGCAGCACUGCUCCUCCUCGUCGCCUUCGUCGUCCUCCCCUCCGCCGCCCUGUCCUCCUCGUCCUCGCUUCUGCACUCACCUCCUGAGAGUGAUGAGACAAGCGGCGGCAGCGAGCAGCAAGCCCCGCCGGAAGACGAGAACAAGGAGAAAGAGCGGCAGCUGGCCAAGGAGAAGGCGUACGCGGCGGAGAAGGUCGUCCAGCAGGAGAUGCUCAAGUACGCCAAGGAGAAGGGUCUGGUGUCCCCGACCAACGGCACGGGGUGGUACAGGGGCAUCGCCCGGGAGUUCGUGGACGCCCACAACGAGCUCCGCGCGCGCUACGGCGUGCCGCCCAUGAAGUGGGACAACCAGCUGGCGCGGCAGGCGCGGCGCUGGUCCAACGCCAUGCGCAAGGACUGCCAGAUCCUCCACAGCGGCCACGAGUACGGCGAGAGCGUGUUCAGGAGCUACGACGACUGGAACGCCACCGCCAGGGAGGCCGUCUUCUGGUGGGGCAAGGAGGAGGCCAUCUACGACAAGGACAAGGAGAAGUGCAAGUACGGCAAGGUCUUCAAGGAGUGCGGCCACUUCGCGCUCAUGGUCGGCAAGAGGAGCACCAAGGUCGGCUGCGCACGAGCCGAGUGCUUCAAGGGCGGCGUCUUCAUCACCUGCAACUACUAUGCAACGGACCUGGACAAGAACAAGAACAAAACACCAAACGAUAACUGACUCUAUCCACCCAUCUGUUCGUUCCUAUGUACGUACGUACGUAGUAGCGCUGACUUAUUUACUGAGUGAUGAUUGGAUUGUUAAUUAACUACUACUGAAGCAAUUGCCUGAUUCCGAGGUUGGAGAUGAUGACGAUGAAGACGACGACUACUACGUACGAGAGGAUCCUCCUCCCUCUUCUUCUUUUUUGUUUUUUAAUUUUGUUCUUCCAAUUUUGAGCCCAAUCAGUCAAGCAGAUUGUAUCUAUAUCUAUAUAUAUACACACGAUCGAGUACAGCAGACAGCC